Molecule: messenger RNA, 883 nt
Organism: Zea mays
Lineage: Eukaryota; Viridiplantae; Streptophyta; Magnoliopsida; Poales; Poaceae
Product: axial regulator YABBY2
Exons: 6
Coding region: 152-682 (176 amino acids)
Biological process (GO): multicellular organism development; polarity specification of adaxial/abaxial axis; cell fate commitment
Cellular component (GO): nucleus
Source: RefSeq, a predicted model, not a curated record
GUUCCCGGCUGCCGCCUACAAAAUCUAUUGAACACCACCCCAUGGUGACACCCUACACUGUCUGUCCUGUCACCAACUCACCAGUCACCACUCACCACCACCCCGCUCUUUGCUGCUUCGCGCUGUGGAGCUCAACGGCGGACGGACGGCCAUGUCGUCGUCGUCGUCGCCACGCCACCCUUGCUUCGGCGCCGCCCUCCCGGAGCGCCUCGGCUACGUGCAGUGCAAAUUCUGCGCCACCAUCCUGCUGGUGGGCGUGCCGAUCGGCGGCAGCCUGCAGCUGCUGAAGACGGUGGCCGUGCAGUGCGGAAGCUGCUGCGGCAUCCUCUCCGUCGCGCUGCCGCCCGACGAGGCGCCGGCGCCGGCGUCCGUCGAGCUGCUUCCCCUGAUGCAGGAGGCCGGCGGCGUUGAUCCGCCGCCCAGGGACUCCGACGAGAGCAGCGGAGAGGACCGGGGGGAGACAACGGAGGCUGCUACCGUUGCCGACAACCAUGCCGCCUUCCCUGCGGUUAACAAACCUCCACUUAGGAAGCAACGGACGCCGUCGGCCUACAAUUGCUUCAUCAAGGAGGAGAUACAGAGGAUUAAGGCAAGAGACCCGGGCAUCACCCACAAGGAGGCCUUCAGCGCUGCUUCUAAGAAUUGGGCUCACUUACCUAGGAUCCAGAAGACGGGAGGCUGAUGGAUCUGCUGCUGCUGCACGCGGUUUCCAGAUUUGCACGCUGCAAAGAGAGGGAAACAGAUUACCUGCGACCUGAUCCACGUUGUUAGCUUCAGAUGAGAUAAAUCCAUGGAUUUCAAUGUUGUACAUAAACCUUUGGCACGUGGUGUGGUGACUGAAAUUACAAUCAUGCGAUAAAUGCAGCAUUGUUUCCAGAUCUUA